Olea europaea var. sylvestris is the source of this 1953-nucleotide messenger RNA. RefSeq names its product transcription factor UNE10-like. NCBI's taxonomy places the organism in Eukaryota, Viridiplantae, Streptophyta, Magnoliopsida, Lamiales, Oleaceae. Gene Ontology annotation, cellular component: nucleus. The record is from RefSeq and is a predicted model, not a curated record. Gene Ontology annotation, molecular function: protein dimerization activity. The coding region runs from base 343 to 1662 and encodes 439 amino acids. The transcript is spliced from 6 exons.
ACCUCAGCCCACAACUUCUAUCUCCUUUUCAUGGAUACCCAAUUUCUAUCUUUCUCACAAUAAGAAUCUCCCUCUCUUUCUAAUCAUGGACCAUUCAUUCUCUCUCAAAUUAUAUUUGUCCUCAUCUUGACGAAUAAUAAAUAUGCACCAAGAUUCUUUUUCAUUCAAUCUUCAAAAUUUCAAACUCACAAACCAAAAUCUUUAAAGAAUUGAAAAUGAUUUUAGUUGUUUGAUUUACAGCAUUUUUUUUGCUUCCCCUUCUCCAAGAAUAAACAAGAUUUGCUCUUAGGAAGUGUAAUUACGUAAAUUGUGCUAUAUUCCUCACAAUUAACUUCUCUUACGAUGAAUCAGUGUGUACCUAGCUGGGAUCUUGAUGAGAAUCCCACCCCUCAAAGGUUGGAUUAUGAAGUUGCAGAGCUGACAUGGGAAAAUGGGCAGCUAGCCAUGCAUGGAUUAGGCCCUCCUCGGGUGCCGAACAAACCGGUGGCUGCAUCGGCCGGUCCGACUAAAUACACGUGGGAUAAGCUACAAGCCGGUGGGACGCUCGAAUCAAUAGUUGACCAAGCUACGCGCCACCUUACAGACGGAAAAGCCGCCUUGAACGGUGGCAGAGAUGAGCUGGCACCUUGGUUUGAUCACCACUGCAAUAGGGUCAACCCUGAAGCCUCUGCCUCUGCCCCUGCCCCCGCCACCAUGACUAUGGAUGCUUUGGUGCCAUGCACCAAUAUCAGCAGCCAAGAACCCUCCGCGCACCCGCUGGAACCCAAUGGGAAGCGCGUGGAGGGAUGUUCCACUCCUGUGGGGUCCUGCAGUGGCGCCAACCCUGCUGUGUUGGCACGUGUGGUUAGGGAGAGCGCACGUGACUGGAGUAGCAAAGCGGAUCAGAGUUUGAGUCUGAGCGGGAGAGACAGCCGACAAGUGACAAUUGACACGUGCGACCUAGAAUUGGGUUCGCCGGAAAACAUCAGCUCCGCCAAAGAUUGGGCCAAGACCGGCGAGGACUACGACUCUGUUUGUCACAGUAGAUCGGAGAGGGAGACUAGCAAUGGGGAGGAUAAGAAGAAAGGAACAAGAAAAUCCUCAAUUUCAACGAAAAGGAGUAGAGCUGCUGCUAUUCAUAACCAGUCUGAACGUAAAAGAAGAGACAAGAUUAAUCAGAAGAUGAAGACAUUGCAGAAGUUGGUCCCAAAUUCCAGCAAGACUGAUAAAGCCUCAAUGCUGGAUGAAGUAAUAGAGUAUCUCAAACAGCUGCAAGCACAAGUUCAGAUGAUCAAUAGAAUGAAUAACAUGUCAUCUCUGAUGAUGCCGUUGGCUAUGCAACAACAGCUUCAAAUGUCAUCGAUGAUGAAUCCCAUGGUUGGAAUAGGAAUGGCGCCCAUGACCGGGAUGGGAACUGGACUAAUGGAUUUAAACACAAUUGGUCGUGCCGCAAUUCUCCCCUUCCUUCAUCCAGGGACAGCACCAACCUUUAUGCCGCCCAUUGCCUCAUGGGAUAUUAAUCAAGGGGAUCGUUUGCCAACUCCAGCUUCUGUGAUGCCUACAGACCCCCUAUCUGCAUUCCUUGCUUGCCAGUCACAGCCAAUGAGCAUGGAAGCUUAUAGCAGGAUGGCAGCAUUGUAUCAGCAAUUCCAACGACCCCCUGCUUCUGGUUCAAAAAUUUAACUAUCAAAUAACAAUCUAUUGCUCAAAUAUGAUGCAAAUGAUGUGAUCUUGGAGAAGAAAAAAAUGAAAGUUAAUAUUGAUUGGUCGCGAUUCAUGGGAUUAAAUAAGAGGGAUGUGUGAUAAAUGUUGUAAGUGAUUAUGUAUGGUUUGUUUAAUUGAACAUAUAAAAAAAGUAAUUUCUUCUUAUUUGCUUUCCUUGUUAUGGAAUAGCCAUGCUUGAAUUCAUUCUCCUUCUAAGAUAGGAAAGGAGAGUUGCUUAAUUAAUUAUAAGGGAUAAGACUUUUAAAUUGA